Molecule: messenger RNA, 408 nt
Organism: Paramecium sonneborni
Lineage: Eukaryota; Ciliophora; Oligohymenophorea; Peniculida; Parameciidae
Source: the annotation of a GenBank genome assembly
CAUAAAUUUAAAAAUUAAUGCAAGGAUUUAAAGUAGAGACAAUUACUCCAGGAGAUGGUAAAUCUUUUCCUUAAAAAGGGUACUAUUAUAAUAAAUAAUUAGUUAAAAAGUAUUUGUACAUUAUGUUGGUACUUUACUUGAUGGAUCUGAAUUUGAUUCAUCAAGAAAAAGAGGAAAGCCAUUCUAAUUUACUUUGGGUGCAGGACAAGUUAUAAAGGGUUGGGAUUAAGGUGUAGCAAAACUAUCAAAGGGAGAGAAAGCUAUUUUGACAUGCCCACCUGAUUAUGCAUAUGGAAAAUAAGGAUAUCCACCAAUUAUCCCACCUAAUUCAACAUUGAAAUUUGAAGUUGAAUUGCUUGACUUUGCAUGAUUUUGAUAUUUUUGAACAAUAUAAAAAUUGAAAUAAAG